AGUAAUGUACAGCAUAGGAUGGGGAAGACCCUCCCUAGCACUGGGCUGAACAAGUAGGGUGGGCUUGGAUUGGUGGAAUGCCCAUCACAGGGACAAAUUAGGGAAUGCAAGCAAAAAAAAGAAAAACCUUGGGAAUCCGCAGCUUUGUCACCUACAGCAGUGUGUUGUUUUACUAGGAUGAGAGACACAGCGCUGGGACUACAUCUGUAAUCUAGGGAUUUCCUCCCUCUAUGCUCAGGCCAGAGUGAGGGAGAGAAGGCAUCAGAAGGCUGCCAGUCACAAGCCUGUGCUGCGAGCAGCUCCUGCAGCCCCCUCUCUUGGUCACACACACAGACACGGAGGAGGAGGGAGCUGAGCUGCUGUCAGACACUGCUACAUUGCACGGCAACCCGGGAUCUCCAUGCACUGAUUUGCAGCACCGGGUGUGACCCCAGCUAGCCCAGUGUGCGUGUGCUAGCCCCGGGCACGCAGCAGUACGGUUCUGUCAGCCGCACCACCAUAAGGAGAGGAGGACACGAGAGGAUGAUGUGAAUGCAGUGCCGAGCCCAGGCCGCCUACUGCAGGGUCUUUACUUCAGCGGAGCUUGAAGAAAUGUGGUGAAAUCCAGUUACAGUAGUAGGAAAUAUUGGGAUAUAGAUAAUGGGCUGUGUGCAAUGCAAGGAUAAAGAAGCAACCAAACUGACCGAUGAGAGAGAUAACAGUUUAACUCAGAGCUUAGGAUACCGCUAUGGGACAGACCCCACACCACAGCACUACCCUAGCUUCACUGUGACUACCAUUCCAAACUAUAACAACUUCCAUGGGACUGCAGGGCAAGGGCUUACAGUCUUUGGAGGGGUGAACUCCUCGUCGCACACAGGAACCUUGCGUACAAGAGGUGGAACUGGAGUGACGCUUUUUGUGGCUCUUUAUGACUAUGAAGCAAGAACGGAAGAUGACCUAAGUUUUCAGAAAGGAGAAAAAUUCCAGAUCCUUAAUAGCUCUGAGGGGGACUGGUGGGAAGCUCGGUCUCUGACAUCUGGUGGAACCGGUUAUAUCCCAAGUAACUAUGUGGCACCAGUGGAUUCCAUUCAAGCUGAAGAAUGGUACUUUGGAAAACUGGGCAGAAAAGAUGCAGAGAGACAAUUAUUAUCCUUUGGAAAUCCAAGGGGUACUUACUUAAUACGUGAAAGUGAAACCACCAAAGGUGCCUAUUCAUUGUCUAUUCGGGACUGGGAUGACAUGAAAGGAGAUCACGUCAAGCACUAUAAGAUCCGGAAACUUGAUAGUGGCGGCUAUUACAUAACGACCAGGGCCCAGUUUGAAACCCUUCAGCAGCUGGUUCACCAUUACUCAGAGAAAGCUGAUGGUUUGUGUUAUAAUUUAACAAUGCUUGCACGGAGUUAUGUCCCACAAACUGUUGGAUUGGCUAAGGAUGCAUGGGAAGUGUCACGGAGCACAAUAUUUCUGGAGCAGAAGCUCGGUCAGGGCUGUUUCGCUGAAGUGUGGUUUGGUACAUGGAAUGGAAACACCAAGGUGGCAAUAAAGACUCUGAAACCAGGGACCAUGUCGCCUGAGUCUUUCCUGGAAGAAGCUCAGAUCAUGAAAAAGCUGAAACACGAUAAACUGGUGCAGCUCUAUGCUGUGGUGUCCGAGGAGCCCAUCUACAUUGUCACUGAGUACAUGAGCAAAGGGAGCUUGCUGGAGUUUCUAAAAGAUGGAGAAGGUCGGGCCCUGAAGUUGCCAAACCUAGUUGAUAUGGCAGCACAGGUUGCUGCUGGCAUGGCUUAUAUUGAACGAAUGAAUUACAUACACAGAGAUCUGAGGUCUGCAAACAUUUUGGUUGGAAAUGGUCUAAUAUGCAAAAUUGCAGAUUUUGGUCUUGCCAGAUUAAUUGAAGACAAUGAAUACACAGCAAGGCAAGGUGCAAAGUUCCCUAUAAAAUGGACAGCUCCAGAGGCGGCACUGUAUGGAAGGUUCACAAUUAAGUCAGAUGUGUGGUCUUUUGGUAUUUUACUGACAGAACUUGUAACAAAAGGAAGAGUUCCCUAUCCAGGUAUGAAUAACCGAGAGGUAUUGGAACAAGUAGAACGUGGCUACAGGAUGCCGUGUCCGCAGGACUGUCCCAAUUCUCUGCAUGAGCUUAUGCUUAACUGCUGGAAAAAAGACCCAGAGGAACGCCCUACUUUUGAGUAUCUACAAGGUUUCCUGGAAGACUACUUCACUGCCACUGAGCCCCAGUAUCAGCCUGGAGACAACCUGUAAAGUUCUGCCUGUACGAAGCCAUUGCCAGGUUCAAAUCCUAGAAUUUGCUUCCAGUUUAAUGACUGCCUUUUACAAGGACCUCUAUCUUCCAUUGUGGGUUGCACGUAGGUGUGAAGCUCGGAACUUCAAGGAAACUUUUUUUUCCAUGGCCACUUACUAUAAUAAUCUGAAUGUCCUCUUUUGAAAACAAUAGAGAAUGGGGGAAAGUAGAACAAACUUCUCAAGCAAAGACUUUGAUAAUGCAUUGUAUUGAUGUUAUGUAAACUGCAAAACCUCUAUUCAUUGUAAAUAUUAACUCUGUGCCAAUUCCCAAUAUUACAGAUAUCAAGUUUUUUUUAAAGCGGAAUCCAUGCAAUUUUAACCAGUUUUCACUAGAUUCUACUUAAGUAUUAAUUUUCAGAAAUGCCCUCCUAUACUUAUAAACAAUUUUAUUUAAAAUGUAGAUGCAUUUUUCUCCUGCUUUUUCUACCUAUAAUAAUGAAUAAUGAAGGCUGUACAUACAAACCGACAUGCAGUACCUCUUGUACAUACGUCCAUACAUGCUGGCAGAAAGGCUGACGGCUCCGGCCUGGGCCUGCAACUUCAAGGCUCACACAAUGUCCUAAAGGAAGGAUGAAAGAUGAAGGAAGUCGCCCAAGACCGACAAUUUUGUACCGUUCAGAAUUUGCCUCGCACCCUCUUUUGAAGACUGACAAUGAAUAUACUUAUGAUCUUAGUAUGUGUUCAAUAAGCCACUAUUUGGAUUGCAUACUUUAAAGACUCGCACUAAAUGGUCACCUGUAUUUGCCAUAUAAUCCUAAAUGGCCAACUUCCACCAAUGAAAUAUAAGGCAGGUGUACAACAGUAAGGCAUUGUGUUAUUCUAAAUAACUUUGUUCCCCUAAAAGUACUGAUAUCUAUACUGUCUAAACUAAUAAUAUGUAUGAGUCAGUUUCUACAUAAAUCAGAUUUCAAAUCUGAAUGUGACGUCUUCAAAAACCCAUCUGUGUCAAAAUAGCUACCUAAUAGAUUUUUCUUUCUGAUAAACAUCUAACCCAUCUAUAUUGUUCACUUGGAUUACAAAAUUGCGUAAUCUGUGCAUAUGUUAAGACCACCCGGAGUACGUAAGCAGUUAGUUCAUCUUUUCUAUGUAUUAUUUACCAAUGUAAAAUGCGUCUUUUCAAUGCUAAUAAGGAAACUUAUUUCUACUUGUCUUAGACGUUCUCCAAUGGAAUUACUAUGCACUAUACAUUUCAUGGGGAAUGCACAAAUCCAGUGUUUUUGUACCAUUCUUAGAUUAAUUCUGUUUAACGAGCAAAAGUCCUUUCCAUUUGCUUUUUACAUUGUGUUAUCAAUUUAAAGUCUUAACUAAUUUCCUGUUAUAAUUUCUUUACAUUUUUUCAUGGAAAACUGUUUAACUUUAUUAAUUUAGUAAUUAAAUCUGAACAUUUUACAUCA
Molecule: messenger RNA, 3680 nt
Organism: Pseudophryne corroboree (corroboree frog)
Lineage: Eukaryota; Metazoa; Chordata; Amphibia; Anura; Myobatrachidae
Gene: FYN
Product: FYN proto-oncogene, Src family tyrosine kinase
Exons: 13
Coding region: 640-2244 (534 amino acids)
Biological process (GO): cell surface receptor protein tyrosine kinase signaling pathway; T cell receptor signaling pathway; cell differentiation
Cellular component (GO): extrinsic component of cytoplasmic side of plasma membrane
Molecular function (GO): ATP binding; signaling receptor binding; non-membrane spanning protein tyrosine kinase activity
Source: RefSeq, a predicted model, not a curated record